Messenger RNA from Leishmania mexicana MHOM/GT/2001/U1103, 1221 nucleotides. RefSeq lists its product as hypothetical. The transcript has a single exon. Gene Ontology annotation, cellular component: COPII-coated ER to Golgi transport vesicle; endoplasmic reticulum. The coding region runs from base 1 to 1221 and encodes 406 amino acids. The record is from RefSeq and is a predicted model, not a curated record. NCBI's taxonomy places the organism in Eukaryota, Euglenozoa, Kinetoplastea, Trypanosomatida, Trypanosomatidae.
AUGCGGCAGCUGAAGCACCUGGACGUUUUCCCAAAGUUCGACCGCAAGUUUGAGCAGGAUGCGCGGCACCGCACCGUGUCGGGCGGUGUCUUCUCUGUCGUCGCCGUUGUCGUUAUUAUCUGGCUCCUCGUCGGCGAAGUCCGCUACUUCCUCUCAGUCGAGGAGCACCAAGAGAUGUUUGUGGACACCAAGGUUGGGGGUGACAUGCAAGUCACUGUCAACGUCACCUUCAACCACGUGCCGUGCGACCUCAUCACUCUGGACGCCGUGGACAUCUUUGGCGUAUUUGCGAACGACGUAGAGGGCAACACAGUGAAGCAGCGCAUAGACACGGCGACGGGGCAGGUGAUCAGUGCCGCACGUGCCAUUGUGGAUGAGAAGAAGGUGGUGACCAAGGCGAUCGACGCGGACGGGGCGGAGAAGGAAAACUGCCCCAGCUGCUACGGCGCUGAGCGCCACCCGGGAGAUUGCUGUCACACCUGCGAGGAUGUCCGGCAGGCGUACGUGCGGAGAGGGUGGAAGCUGGACAUCGAUGAAAUUAGCGUGGAGCAGUGCGCCGAAGAUCGCAUCAAGAUGGCCACCGCUGCUUUUGGAAAGGAGGGGUGCAACUUGUACGCAACCUUCGCGGCCUCGCGCGCCACUGGCAGCCUGCAGUUCAUUCCCGGUCGCAUCUACGAGACCCUUGGUCGGCGGAUGCACGAUCUCAUGGGUAGCGCCACCCGCAAGCUGGACCUCAGCCACACCGUGCACACCCUCGAGUUUGGCGACCCCUUCCCAGGCCAGCAGAAUCCGCUGGACGGCACCGCCCAAGGAUCUGCCCUCAGCGGGGACGCGAAGGAUGCGAUGAACGGCCGCUUCAGCUACUUUGUGAAGCUCGUCCCGACCACGUACCAGCGCUACUCCCUCAUCACAGGCCUGCAAGACACGGUGGAGUCGAACCAGUACUCGGCCACGCACCACUUCACCCCGAGUGAAGCGGCGAAGGCGGAGUCGCAGGCGCCAAAGAAGCAGGAGAUUGUUCCUGGCGUGUUCAUGACGUAUGACCUCUCUCCUGUGCGUAUUCUGGUUCAGGAGAGGCAUCCGUACCCCUCCCUGGCCCACUUUGUGCUGCAGGUGUGCGCCGUGUGUGGUGGAGUACUGACCGUGGUGGGCCUGGUGGACUCCCUGUGCUUCCACAGUGUCCGCAAGAUCCGCAAAAUGUGUACCGGGAAGCUGUUGUAG